Melampsora larici-populina 98AG31 is the source of this 1858-nucleotide messenger RNA. RefSeq lists its product as uncharacterized. Lineage: Eukaryota; Fungi; Basidiomycota; Pucciniomycetes; Pucciniales; Melampsoraceae. Bases 1 to 1083 code for a protein of 360 amino acids. Gene Ontology annotation, molecular function: cAMP-dependent protein kinase regulator activity. The transcript has 6 exons. Gene Ontology annotation, cellular component: cAMP-dependent protein kinase complex; nucleus. The record is from RefSeq and is a predicted model, not a curated record. Gene Ontology annotation, biological process: regulation of protein phosphorylation.
AUGGUUUUGGUCCGAUUUUUUUUUUCGUCACCGCUAAAGCUACCAAGAUUUCAAAAACUCAAGCCACCAUCAUCAUCCUCGUCAGAAGAAGCUUCAGACGAAUCAGACUCAGCUGAACCACCCAUGGUGCCAUCCGGUUACAACUUUGGAAGACGUACAUCUGUCUCUGCUGAAUCUUUAUCACCCUCGAACCUUGCCUCAGGACCUUCUUUACCAAAGGUAGUCAUUCCAAAGACUACCGAACAACGAUCAAGAAUCGAAUCCUCGAUCAAAGAAAACUUAUUAUUCAGAAAUCUGGAUGAAGAACAAUACAAUGAUGUGUUGAAUGCGAUGUCAGAAUUGAAAGUCAGUUUAGGUACAGAAGUGAUUGUACAAGGUGGAGUGGGUGAUUUCUUUUAUGUAGUCGAAGAAGGUACCUUUGAUGUUUAUGUCAGAGCACCUGCUAAAAAGGUUCAUUCCUAUGGACCUGGUGGAUCGUUUGGUGAAUUGGCCUUGAUGUAUAACGCACCUCGAGCAGCUACGGUGGUGGCUACUUCUCAAUCUGCCACCCUUUGGGCUCUCGAUCGAGUCACAUUUAGAUCGAUCUUGAUGGAACACACUUCGCGAAAACGAAAGAUGUAUGAAUCUUUCCUUUCGACAGUUCCGAUCCUUGCUUCACUUACUGCAGGUGAGCGAUCGAAGAUUGCGGAUUCUUUGGAAGAAAGAACGAUUAAUGAAGGAGUCGAAGUCGUUAAGGAAGGAGAGAUUGGUAGAGAGUUUUAUAUUAUUGAAUCGGGUCGAGUUGAAGUGACUAAAAAGAGAGAAGGUGAUGAAUCAGAAGUUGUCGGUUCAUUAGGAAAAGGAGAUCAUUUUGGUGAGCUCGCAUUAUUGAACUCGGCACCUAGAGCAGCAACCGUGACAGCCAUUGGAGGUAGAUUAAGAGUAGCAGCCUUAGGGGAAAAGGCGUUCACAAGAUUAUUAGGACCGGUGAUUGAAAUCUUAUCCCGACAUGCUGAAUCACAUUACGGACAAAGUUCGAUCAAAAGGAAAACCAUAUUGCUCCUAAUGUUACUGGUUCGAAUGUUUUUCAAGAUUAUAGAUUAGAUCAUCAUCCUCAUCGUCCGAAUACUUCUUCUAGUUCAAGUUCCAUGGCUCAUCAUGAGUAAAAAUAAUUUGGAUUAAACUUUUGAAUCACUCGAUCACUCGAUCCAUCAAUCCAUGAAAAAAAAUGUUUCUUUCUUUUUGCCAAGGUUUUCUUUUAUCUUCAACAUAAAUCAUUCCUUUUUUUCUUUUCUUUCUUUUUUUUGUUUGAAUGGGUAAGUGGUUGGAUGAACACUGGAGAAUGGAGGUUUACAGUGGGUUGAGGUUUGAGGUUAUUAGGUUUGGAAAAGAGAAGUGAAGGAAGAGGUGUAGAUAGGUUGAUGUGAUGGAACUAAAGAAGAAGAAAGGGUUUGGAGUUUUUGAUAUUGAUAUUGGUUACUUGGAUUUUCUUUUCUUUUGUUUUUUUUCAAGUUUCUUAUUUUUCUAAUGAUUAAAGUUUGAUCAAGAAGAGGUUUAAAAUAUAUACUUACGUUAUAUAAGAAAAAAAUCAACCAUCAAAGAAAAAAAGUUGAAAGAAACUGAUGCAAAAAAAAGUUUUUGAGAAAGAAAUGAAAAAAUUUAAAGGGUGUUUGAAGUUUUAGUAGAAGUUGGAUUUUUUUUAGAGGGUGGUGUGGGGUUUUUUUUUAAGAAAAUAAUUCAUUUCAAUUCAUUUUAUUUGUAGCGUCUUUCCUUUUUAUGGGCUCUUAUGGGUGUGGUUUUUGUUUUUGUGUGUGUGACAUGUGUGUGUGUGAAUGAUGGAUUGGAUUUUUAAGAAACAAGUUGGUAGGUACUUUGAGGU